Molecule: messenger RNA, 2151 nt
Organism: Adineta steineri
Lineage: Eukaryota; Metazoa; Rotifera; Eurotatoria; Adinetida; Adinetidae
Source: the annotation of a GenBank genome assembly
AUGAGUUACAAUCAUCAACAAUAUCUAUCUUGUCUUCAUGUUGGUCAACCAGUUAAUAUUCAACGAUCAAAUGGUCGUAUACAUCAAGCGAUGAUAAAAAAAAUUAAUCAUACAGUACAAACAAUUACCGUUGAAUGGGAAGAAAAGAAUGAAGGCAAAGGAAAAGAAGUUGAUUUAGAUGCUAUUAUUAAAAUUAAUCCAGAUCUUUUUACAACAAUAACAAAUGCGGGCUCUCGGGCUGGUGCUAUUAGUCAUGAUAUUAGUACUGAUCAUGAAGAUAAUUCUACUACUAUUGAUCAUAAUAAUGCAACACAUCCAAAUCGUCGUACUCAUAAAAAAGAUGAAAAAAGACAAUCACAUUCACUUUCUCAAUCUCGAACAGGUAGAAUAUCAACGAUAAAUGAAGUUUCACCACAAAGACAACAGAAUGCUUCAACUGACCCAAUUAAAUCUAAAGUAGUUAAAGAAAUCGAACGUAUAGCAGCAAAUCGUGAACAAAGACGAGUUAAACACGAAAAACAUCGUCGAAAAUUAUCUGAAGUUGAUCAUUCAAUACCAGCAUGGGAAUUUCAAGCGAUGAUAAAUGAAUAUCGACAACAACUUGGAAUGAAAUAUAUAACAAUGAAUGAACAACAAAAAGAUUUACGUAUUACUGUUUGUGUACGUAAAAGACCCAUAACAAAAAAAGAAUUAAAUAAAAAAGAUAUCGAUGUAUUAACAAUACCAAAUAAAGAUCAUGUUGUUAUACAUCUACCGAAAGUUAAACUUGAUUUAGCAAAAUAUAUUGAUAAUCAAACAUUUCGUUUUGAUUAUUCUAUGCAUGAAUUAUGUGAUAAUGAAUUAGUUUAUCAUUUUACUGCUCAACCAUUAGUACGUUCAUUAUUUCAAGGAUGUAAUCCAUUAGUUUUUGCUUAUGGACAAACCGGUUCUGGUAAAACAUAUACUAUGGGUGGUGAUUUAAGUCAACGUGAUGUUGAUUUUUCUAAAGGAAUCUAUGCAUUAACAGCAAAUGAUAUUUUUCAUCAUUUAAAUAAUUCUCAACAUAGAGGUCAAUAUGAUGUUUAUUGUACAUUUUUUGAAAUUUAUUGUACCAAAGUAUUUGAUUUAUUUAAUGAUAAAAAACGUUUACGUGUAUUAGAAGAUCAUAAAAAUUUAGUUCAAGUUGUUGGUAAAAAAGAAGAACGAGUUGAAACAGUUCAUGAUGUUAUGUCAUUAAUACGUCGUGGAAUGAGUGUUCGUACGUCAGGUACAACAUCUGCCAAUGAACAUUCAUCACGUUCACAUGCUGUCUUUCAGAUAACAUUAAAGAAAAAAAAUACAACGAAAGAAUAUGGAAAAAUUUCCUUAAUUGAUUUAGCUGGUAGUGAACGUGGCCGUGAUACACAAACAAAUGAUAAAGUUACAUUAAUGGAAGGUGCACAAAUUAAUAAAUCAUUAUUAACAUUGAAAGAAUGUAUACGUGCAUUAGGUCGUAAUGCUGAACAUAUACCAUUUCGUGGUUCAACAUUAACGAAAGUUUUACGUGAUUCAUUUAUUGGUGAGAAAUGUAAAGUGUGUAUGAUAGCCAUGGUAUCACCAGGAAGUAGUGAUGUUGAUCAUACAUUGAAUACAUUACGUUAUGCUGAUCGUGUUAAAGAAUUAAAUGUUGAUGAACUUAAACAACGUGGUGUUGAACUUCAUCAAAAACAUACUCAUGAUGAUCUUCAUACAGCUGAUGAAGAUGAUUAUGAUGAUGAUGUUGAUGAAGAUGAAUUUCUUAAUGAAUCAAGUACACAAGUAAUACCACCAUCACAUACACAUUUAUCUAAACCACAUCCACAACAACAUAAUCUUAGUAAAUCAUUACUGAAAAGUCAACAAUCAAAACGUAAAUUUGAACAAGCUAUUGCACGUUCACAUGAACUUGAAGAUUUAACAUUAGAAUCUCAUCAUGGAUAUAUUGAUGAAUUUCCACAAAUGCUUGCAAGCCAUCAGACAAUAUUUGAUUCAUCAACACUUAUGAAUUAUGAUCGUGAAAAAUAUGCUAAACAAUUAAUUCAUCUUAUUGAUAGCCAACAACAACAUUUAACAAAAUUACGUAAUAAAGCAUUACAAAUGCGUGAAGCUGUUGCUCAUGAAAAUCUAUGCGCGAAAGAUUUAACAUUCAAAUAA